CCAAGAAAACUGUGAAUCGAGAAAAGUCUCAGCUUAGGAUUUUCUUUCCCAAGUUGAAAAAGAUGAAGUCGUUACCUUUUAGUGGAACUGGCAAGCACAAAUAUAGUUUCCAACGCAUUGAAGUUCCUUCUCUCCCAACCCAUUUCUGUGAUUGUGAGGAACACUCUGGCCCUCCUCACACUGCUCAAAAACAAUACUUUUGUGAUUGAGAGCCACAAAGUGGUGGGAUGAACAAGGAGGAGCUUAAUAUGAUGAACUCAGUAAUGAACAAGAUCUUUGAGAGGGAAACUGAUUUAAAGGUGGCAUAUAAUGUGACUGGACUGACCAAGGGAGGACACGAUUCCCUCAAAUCAACUAAUGAAUAGCUAAUUGAUGACAAUGAAUCAGAUCAUGCAGCAGACGAGGAUGAACUGCAAAUUGAUGACAAUGAAUCAGAUCUUGCAGAAGAUGAGGAUAACCUUGUAAUUAACAUGUUCACUGGGUGACACAGAAUGGCUUUGCUAGGGAGCCAGGAACAGGAACCAAUAUCAAUGAAUCGGUCAAGAUUCAAUGAUACCUGGAUGUCGACAAAUGGGCCACCCCAGAUUACUUUUCCUUCUACCAAGAAGAGGAAAUCACUUCAUAUUGAUGAGAGUGAUGGAAAUGAAUCUUUGUCUGCCAUCCCUGGAAAGAAGCCAAGCUUGCAAACCCAUUCAAAUGAUUCAGGAGUACAAUCGGGUGCUCAAACUAGUGAACUGAGACCAGGCAUCCAGAAAACAACUGCCAAUCUUUCAUGGUCUCAGAAAUCUUCAUGGAGAGAACUUGUAGGUGAUGAGGGCAACAGUCCAUUCAUCAUCUCAGAUAUGCUGCCAGGUGUUGCUUCAAGAAAACAAGAGCAGGCAAAGUCUGAUGGUCUAAAUGACCAUGAUAUUAUUGACAGAAAAAGCAAAACCUAGUAAACCAUGAAAACUUGGAAACCCAAUCUGGAAAAUUGAAAGGGCUGGAGGGCAUCGUAGAAGCUCAGCCUCCCAUACCUGAUGAAGUUGUAAAAAGGUCUGGUAGAGGUGCUUCAUGGCUCCAGAAAUCCUCAUGGACGCAACUUGUUAGCGAGGCUAAUAGUAGUUCAUUCAGCAUCUCACAAAUUCUGCCUGGGAUUCCUUUUCAAAAACAAAAGCUACCAAAAUUCUCUGAUGUGGACCUUGCAGUUUCCAGUGGUAGCAAGCACCAUGAUCAAGUGAAGCAGCAUACAAGUGAGACUAUAAGAGAUGGAAAUGAAAAAUUGGAAGUUGGAAAAGGAUUCACUACUACUAGUAGCUCUGAUAUGGUAGCUUUGGAUGAAGAACAUAAUUUUGUUGAUCUGGAUGUUGAGAAGAGUACACCAGAAAAAGGUGUACAGAUGA
This is a messenger RNA of Vitis riparia (riverbank grape), 1379 nucleotides long. RefSeq lists its product as uncharacterized. Lineage: Eukaryota; Viridiplantae; Streptophyta; Magnoliopsida; Vitales; Vitaceae. The transcript has 3 exons. Gene Ontology annotation, cellular component: nucleus. The record is from RefSeq and is a predicted model, not a curated record. The coding region runs from base 492 to 935 and encodes 147 amino acids.